Molecule: messenger RNA, 2271 nt
Organism: Boeremia exigua
Lineage: Eukaryota; Fungi; Ascomycota; Dothideomycetes; Pleosporales; Didymellaceae
Exons: 9
Coding region: 1-2271 (756 amino acids)
Biological process (GO): DNA-templated transcription
Molecular function (GO): zinc ion binding; DNA binding
Source: RefSeq, a predicted model, not a curated record
AUGAAUGAGGACAUGGACCUGGAUGGGUCGAGUACUAAGCGUGCUGACGCGAAAAAUACGAUGCGAUCGAUCUGUCCCAUGUUCGAACUGCAAGGCAAGCAAAUUAUCGAACGGAAGAUCGAUCGUAUCGAAGAUAGACUUUCUGGAAUUGAGAAUGUUCUCGCCAAGCUUGCGUCCAAACUGGGAGACUUGAAUGUGCAAAAUGAAUCAACCGAACCAAGCACCUUCUCACGACCUAGUCGAGUCGGAAGUCGAGAGAGCUCAGGGAAAAGUCAAGCGACGACCGACGCCAUCGUUCCUGAACCAUUCGAGGGUGAAACAGCCACCAACAGCCAGUCUGGAUAUGCUCGUGAGCUUCUCACCAAGAUUGUUGGCAACACCCCUUCCAUUGGGCAAAAUGAGGAGAUCAAGAAAGCCUUGAGUGCGCUUGGUGAUAUCGUCACAUUACAAGGACAUGUCACCGUAUCUACAACAUCCACUACAAAUUCUCUGAUCAACCGCGCGCUCUCAGAUGUCGACCCAGGAAAGUUGGACCGACCACCUUGGCCCGAAGUCAAAGAGAUGCUCGAGAAAGCUUUGAAAUAUCCCACGAUGGCAUUUGCAGUCAUCUUUCCUUUCCUGAAAAUGCGCAAUAUAUUUGAGAUAUUCGAAGACGCUUACCAAAAUACAUCACAUUGUGACGCACCACGUAGGAUUCUGGCCUUCGGGGUCGGAUACAAUCUAUUUACAGAGUUCUCUGCGAUGCCUUGGUGCUCUGGCUUGGACCAGAACAAGCUGCGUGGUCACGCUACAAUGUGUAAACACCACAUGGAAGUCGCCGUCAGCCAGCUCGAUGUGUUCAUUCCGGCCAGCUACGAGAACGUCAUGGCUCUCGUUCUCGGUGCUGGUUGUGCGAUUGAGAUGUGCAAACCUUCACUUGCAUGGGUUCUGACCGCUAUGGCAGCUGGCAAUGCCCAGAACUUAGGCUACCAUCGCUAUCAGACCCUUCAGAAUGACGAGGAAGAAGAACGGAAUGCUAAAAUUCACCUUUUUUGGUUGAUAUAUACGUACGACAAGCAACUCUCGUUGCGUCUUGGUCGUGCAAGUGUCAUUCAAGAUUGGGAUAUGUCUUUACCGUUGAUAACUGCGUCACCUUCACCAGCAGCUGAGGCUCUCGGGGCAAGUCAGAUGAUUAUUUACUGGGUCAAGGUUGCCAAGGUUCAGGGCCAGACGUACGAGAGGCUCUUCAGCCCUGCUGCUUUUCUUAGAUCUCCUGCAGAACGGCUUUCGACCGCUAUCGAACUCGUCAGUGCUAUGAACCAGGCAUGGUACGAGCGUGGGGAAACCAGAAUCACGACGAGAGAAGACCUGUCAAAGCGGAGGAAGGCGGCCAUGGCAAGUCCUAACGAGACAGAGAUACCGUCAAAACGUAGACAUUUUGCGCAGCGUGUUCCACUGAUGCCCGACGAUUACCCAACAGGUUCUUUCGAACGAAUAGCAGAUGUGUUUUUCCAUGCCGACGUCGUCAUGCACUAUUCGACGUGCGCUCUCAUACAACGCGCUGUCAGUUCUGACAACGUCACUUUCAGCCAAGAAUGCUUGGAAUACUCGAGGGCAGCUCUGGCCGCCCAUGAAAGAUGUAACGCUCAAUUCAACAAUGGCGGGAGCGAAGAGCUCUGGAUUGGCUAUAUCCAUUGGUCCAUUCUCCAGGCCCCGUUCACACCUUUUAUCGUCGUUUUCUGCAAUGCCAUCCAGAGCUCUAACACCGUAGAUCUCAACACUCUUCAGCAAUUCGUCGCCAGUCUGGAAUCUAGUCGCACCGUAUCCGAAGGCGCCGACAAACUCUACAAGAUGUGCCACCUUUUUCACCAGGUCGCAAAACUUUACAUCCAGGCCAAGAGGAAAGAAUCUAGGAUACAACCAGAAACCGGGUCACAGCUUUCACCAAGUACUUUCUUUACCGCAAGAGAUGAAGACCAACUAGACGUCAGCACUAUGACUCAAUUUGAUCCUUAUUUGAGCGCUCUUGGACUUGUGCCCAACUCAGCCUGGCCAAUGGCUAGUUAUGCCGAUGCGCCUGCGAUGUCAACGGUAAUGGAGUCUUUUGCAAAUGUCCAAAAUGCGGCGAGCACGCAAAGUGUGGAUACUUUCGGCGUACAUGAUGUACUCAACGGGGUCCCUCAGAAUCCCGUUCAGGAUUGGUUCUCAGGGUCGCGCUAUCUGAUGAAUCUCAUGGAGGCCGGCGGCGACAUACAGAUGCCAGAUUUGAACAACUUUGAUGCUCAGCUGUAA